AUGAAGAAUGAUAAUAAGUUGCAAAAGGAAGCACUUAUGCGACUAUCGCAGCUAAGAUUUCCAUUUGCCGAUGCUCCAAGUAUAGUACAAGCGCAUCAAAAAGAUGAACAAAUCCAGGGCCUUUUGAUUAUGAAAGUGACUGAAUUGUGCAAAUUGAUAAAGAGUCAAUUGUUUGUUAACUCUUACCCUAAGGAACUGUCCAUAUUUGCCAAGCUCCUGUAUUUGCUCUUUACUACAGGAAGACGUGGUAGAACGUUAGGUGAGGAAUAUGUUGACUUGACAUACACUAAUAGGAAGGGUACCAGACUUGCAGGACGGCUCAAAAUGAUUGUAUUCGCUUUCGCUUAUCCUUUAUGUCCAUAUUUCAUCACCAAACUAUACAAGAAAAUAAUGAAGAACAACAAGGAAAGUAAAAUUGAAGAUACUGAAAGUGUUGCCGCGUUUUGUAAGGGCCUUUUAGAUUUCAUUUUAGACGUACACAUGACCCUCUUUUAUUUCAAAGGAGCUUUUUACAGUAUUUCCAAAAGGAUUUUUGGUAUGAGAUAUGUUUUUAAACAUAUAUUGUCAAAAAAUGAGGCCAAUUUUAGAGAAGAGGGCUCACAAAAGUACAAAGUAUUAGGUUAUAUCCUAUUAGCUCAAAAUGUUAUGAAAUGGUACCCUGUCCUAACCUCUACGCUCGGGUCCUGGAUUUAUGGGAGAAAAAGGACCAAUGAUUCAAUUACUAGGUCGUCUGUUGGUCUACAGGAGCGUUCAGAACAUGAAUCUAUAGAAGGCAUACCGAAGGAAUCGCAGCUGACUCAUAUAAAUUUGUCAGAUAAAAACCAAUUGCCAUUUAUUCCAGAAGCCUCGAGAAAAUGCAUCCUAUGUCUCAUGAACAUGAGUGAUCCUAGCUGCGCGCCAUGUGGACAUCUAUUUUGUUGGAGUUGUCUUAUGAGCUGGUGUAAAGAGAGGCCAGAAUGCCCCUUGUGCAGACAACACUGUCAACCACAGGAAAUUCUGGUCCUGCGGCAAUAG
Saccharomyces cerevisiae S288C is the source of this 1014-nucleotide messenger RNA. RefSeq names its product ubiquitin-protein ligase peroxin 10 (gene PEX10). Gene Ontology annotation, molecular function: ubiquitin protein ligase activity; zinc ion binding. Gene Ontology annotation, cellular component: peroxisomal membrane. The record is from RefSeq and is marked reviewed. The transcript has a single exon. The coding region runs from base 1 to 1014 and encodes 337 amino acids. NCBI's taxonomy places the organism in Eukaryota, Fungi, Ascomycota, Saccharomycetes, Saccharomycetales, Saccharomycetaceae. Gene Ontology annotation, biological process: protein import into peroxisome matrix; protein ubiquitination; peroxisome organization.